Paramecium tetraurelia is the source of this 1611-nucleotide messenger RNA. RefSeq lists its product as uncharacterized. Gene Ontology annotation, molecular function: protein binding. Gene Ontology annotation, biological process: iron-sulfur cluster assembly. Gene Ontology annotation, cellular component: cytosolic [4Fe-4S] assembly targeting complex. The transcript has a single exon. The record is from RefSeq and is a predicted model, not a curated record. Lineage: Eukaryota; Ciliophora; Oligohymenophorea; Peniculida; Parameciidae.
AUGUAUUAAAAUUACUCAUAACAAGCUUAAAUGGUCGAGGAUCUCUCUUAAAUAACUUGCUCCAAUAAUCACUAUAACACACGCAUUGAAUAUAUUUCGAAAAAUAGUCAGAAAGGUUCUAAAGAAUUGUUGUGUUCAAAGUGCAUAGAAAAUUUCAACAAUCCUCCUUCAAAUUUGAUUUUCAUAUAAGAUAUCAUAGAGACAAUUGAGUAAGAAAAGCGGUAGUGUUAUAUUCAAACGGAGAAUGCUACAUAUCACUUUAUUUAGGAUAUCGAAAAAUUAGUCUUAAGCUUACGUGAUUAUUAGGCAUAAAUGCAUUAUCAAAUUUAAAACCUUAUUGAGUCUAGUAAUAAUUGGAUAGAAAAUUUGAAUUAUUAUAAAAGUUAGAAGCUAAAAUAUAAACUUUUGGAUGAAAUAGAAAAUUUAGAUAAUUUACAUCUUUUCUAAGAAGAGUUAAGGUAAUAAAGUUUGACAUUUGAUGUUUAUGAAAUAAAUAAAAUAAACGAGAAUAAUAUUGAAAAGGUAUUUUUGGGCAUUGAAAAAAUUAAUUAAAAGGUAAAAGAAUGUUCUAAGUUCUAAGGAAUGGCUAAUGCAAUUAUAAAAAAUGCUAAUAAUUUUGAUUAUUUUUAACCUACAAAAAUGAAGAUUAAUUCAUAAAAAUUGAUUUCCGAUAAAAUCGAAGAUUAACUCUGCAAUGCCUUGGCUUUUAAUAGUGAUGAGUCACUAUUAGCAACAGCAGCAGAUAAGAAUAUAAAAAUCUGGAAAUUUCAAGAAGGAAAAUUGACAGAAAAUGUCGCAAACUUGCAGGAACAUUUAGAUUAAGUUGUUUGUUUGGUCUUUCAUCCAAUAGUAGUCGAUUUACUAAUGUCUGGAAGCAAGGAUGGAAUAAUAAGAUUCUGGAGAGACCCUAGUUAAAGCAAAUGGAAGUAAGUAGAAUCUCUUAGGAUUAAUAUAAGUUAUCCUAUAAGUAUGAUUCUGAAUCAAUAUUAAAAUUAAUUAAUUGUAGGCUGUUUUGAUGGUUCAAUUAAAAUAAACUUAUUCAAUGUGGAUAGAAAUAAGGCUAAUGAGUAAUAAAGGUUGGAUAAGCAUACUAAGCCAGUUUAUAGUAUAAGCUUAAAUUCUAAGUGCAAUCAAUUUGUUUCAUCUAGCAGUGAUAAAUAAUUAAUUAUAUGGGAGAAAAAUGAUGCUUAAAAUUGGGAUUUUAAGUAUGUGGUUGAUAAAUCAAUAAAUGAUAUUUGUUAUAGGGCUGGCUAUUUUGGAGACGACACAAUUGUGUUCCAAUAAAAGAGAAAUGGUAAUCUACAUUUCCUUAAAUUGCAAAACAAUAAAUUUUCAGAAAGAACAUAAUUGAAGUUAGCAGUAACUCAUUAGGAUCCAGAAGUUGAAUGCUUCUUCCCCAUAAUAUAUAAUAGUAAGAACUAAGUUUUGGUGGUAAAGCACUUUCAACAUGUCUACAUUAUCAAGCAAAACAAACAAUAAUAUUAAAUAGCCUGUUAACCAAUAGAUUGUUAAAAUCCAUAUAAUUACGGCACCCUGACAAAGGAUGGAUAAUACCUAGUAAUUUGGGAAAAUAUCACUAGAAAAUUUAAGGUAUAUGAAUUGCAAUAUUGA